Molecule: messenger RNA, 5706 nt
Organism: Mesocestoides corti
Lineage: Eukaryota; Metazoa; Platyhelminthes; Cestoda; Cyclophyllidea; Mesocestoididae
Source: the annotation of a GenBank genome assembly
AUGUUUCUAGGGGCAGAAAAAGCAUCACGGAAUCCUGAUAUUGCACAAUUUUUUGCUACACUCGGCCUUGCCCGUGGUUCCUCGAAAUGUUUUUUAAGAAACAACUCGCCUGGCUUUACGAACCGACUGUGCCAGUCAUCUUACUACAAAACCACUCUUCGGCAGCACGUUUUAGCUCAUCGUUCGGCAAUCUAUUGCCUCAAGUAUGAUCGCCGUUCUGAAUACCUUAUUUCGGCUUCUGAUGAUUACACCAUUAAAAUCUGGGCUCUCCAGUCCUCCGAUGGUAAUCUGUGUACCCCCUUUCUGCGUCACACACUUCGGGGUCAUCUGGCUGAGAUAAUUGAAGUUGAUGUGUCAAUUGACAAUCACUUGCUUGUUUCGGUGGAUGCUGAUUGCGCGCUGGUAAUAUGGUGUCUUCGUAGCGGACAACCUCUUGUCUCCUUUCGCGGGUCGCGUCGGAAUAGAGUCGUUUCAGGUUUAAGUUUUAUUCCGAUUUUGUCACCACCACCACCGCCCUCCGGGUCUCCAGCCGAAAGGUCUGGCUGGCUUCUUGUAUCGUCGUAUGGCUGUGGAUUGCAUUUUAUUCGCUACACACACACCCUUGUCGGUGAGGAAGAGAGGCUUCGUCGGGGCGAAGACACCUUUAUUACGACGUGCUGCAGUUUGAAACUUCACCCUACAAUAACCUUCCCCACUAACGAGUCAGAUUCUGGCCCGCGUAACAACUCCUUUGCUGUUGUGUUAGAUGUUAGUCCGGGCGGCCACUACGUGGCAUUGGGAUGUUCCGAUCACGUUGUGAGAUUGUUCACAUUUUCCGAGGAUGGUCAGCCUACUUCUGCAGGCACCUUACUAGCUCAUGAGGAUAGUGUAAAUAGUGUGUCUUUCAGCAAUUCUGGACUUCAACUAGCCACAGGGUCUGCCGAUGCCGGCAGCUGUUGGCUCUGGAACCUCAAAGCUGGCUCUUGGGUUGGCACAGAACUCAAACUCCGCAAACGCUCUACUUACCCGGAAGAUGCUCUCAAUCUAUUUCACAUCUAUCCAAACGAAGUGACAAUGGGAGUCACAUUGGGGCAUAUUGAUUUCGAUGGGGAUUGUUUCGGUAAUGACCUCUCUUCCUCUCUACCUAGACCCAAAAGUCGUCCCUGCAUUUUGCGAUGGAGCCGGAACGAUACCUACCUCAUUGUUUGCCUCAAGAGUGGUAGUGUGCAUGUUUUCGAUGGGAAGACGGGAGAGUUCGUCAGUGUUCUUACGGGACAUGAAGGAGCGGUUUUCGCUGUUGCAACAUCCCCUCUCUCUGACGAGAUCCUGGCAACAGGGGGUGCAGACGGUCGUUUCUACAUCUGGCGUCUUGAGGAGAGGAGUUCCUCCGUUGUCUUCUUCUACCGCUAUCCGGCGCCGCAAGUGACCACCGACCUGGGCAUCACAUGGCUCCAGUCAACCAGUCUCGAGGUGCCGUUGCCCCAGGCAACCGGAGCAGGUCCUGCGGUGGAUGACGACGACGAGAGACGGAGGCUGCGUAGCGCUUUUUCUGUCGAAAGUGGCGUACAAACUCAGCGCAUCACCUGCUGCAUAGCCUCCCCGGGCGCAGACGGCCCCGGAUUCUUUGUGGCCACUAAGGCCGGGGUUAUUUCACUCUUUGCUCCGAACCUGGAUAUCGACGCGAAACCCCGUCUGGUCAAUGACGGGCCGCCACCGUAUGAGGAGCAGUUUCUGCAUUGGGAGAUGGAUAAUGCGGCCGCACGCGAGGUCCGGACUCCAUCCUCGGCUGCACAGUCGUCAGCUGGUAGCGUCGCGCUGACCCUUGGAAGUCCAGCCGCGAGUCAGUCCUUCGGGUUGCGUCCACCGACGCCUCCCCAGCCCGACCAACAGCAGUCAUCGUCGUCGCAGGUUUUCUUUCAACCGCCUGAAGGUGUGCUCUUCCAGCUCGUCCACGAGCCCAGCGGCGUCCCCUUUUCGCGCCUCCCGCCGGGAUAUUUGACCUCGCUGAGGAGCUGUGCCUAUCCCCCGGGUCGACAACGCGCACAAGUCCCCGGCAGGCACUCCAACUCCCUUCUAGAUGCUCAGCCCACGCUUACUUUGGACGACAGUAUGUUCACUUUGCAUCGUUGCAUCUACUUUUCUCGUUGCUUCUCUGCAUUUUCUCGCACACCUUGCAUUUACCCUCGUCUCCAAAUAUUCAUACUGAUCCAACUACCCUUGUCUAACUGUCGUUGUUGUUAUCUUCCUUCCGACUGUAUCACUGUAUCCCGCCAUCUCCGUCUUGGUGACUUUUCCAUAUUUGUCUACUGGAUCUUUGUUAUUCCAGAUGGCGAGGAGGUGGUCGUGGAUGACAUACAGUUUUGUGCUGAUGUCCCGCCCUCCUACACUUACCCUCUGCCUGUACGAACCGCGAAGGCGCCAAUUCCUGGGAAACACUACUUCUGGCGUUGUCACUGGCUCUCGGGGGAGGCUGAUCUCAUCCGCCCUCUUUCCUCGUUGGAUCUCGAGUGUUCGACCUCAUCCACUCGGCAAGAAAAUGACGAGGAGAGGACGGGUGAUCGUGUUUUGCGAAGCAAUGUCGGCGCGUCUAUUCGUCGUUCGGCCCGCCAACGUCGCCGCCGCGAACGCCAAAAUCAACUUUCCUUUGUCACCCAAAUCGAAGCGAUGCGCACAUUGCGACGAGCGCGCCGCUCUGAGCGUCUGCGUCGGUUUCUACGGCAACAGGGCCAAGGCGAGGAGCCCUCGACCCCAACAACGACAGGGCCUGAGGAGUCGAACAACGCAGACGAUGAUUUGGAAACUCGUUUAUCGAUUAUCGAGGAGGCUGGGGUCCCUUCGACUCCACCUCCUUCAAAUACUCGGGAGCAAAUCAAACAGCAGUUGAUUUGUAGCAUUGACUACGUUGCUUCUCACCGAGUCACGCUGCCUCUCCUCCAUCCACCCCCCAACGGCUUCCACGGGACGUCCGGACAAACGGAAGCCUCCAACGUAUCGACCGGUCCGGAGGUACUGCCUUGGUCGGGUCCUUACAUCGACUGGUUGUCGAUAACGCAGCCUCGUGCCUCACCGUAUGUGCCUCAACUCGGCGACCGGUUGGUCUACAUAGCGCGUGGACACAAGGAGUAUUUGAGCCGCGCCUGGCAAGACGGCUCCGUCCCCGAUAUCGACGAAGUAAACGCUGAAGGUGGUCAACUCAGUUCUAGGCGUCUCCCGUUGCCCUGGGAGGUGAAUCCUGGCUUGCCGGGCUAUUUGUGUUGUCGUGUGUCCGAAAUGGCUGUGCAUUUCAUGCGAAUCACCAACGAAUCGAGCAGUCGUCGAGUUCACACUGGGGCGUCGUCGUCGUCAACGCGACGACACCGUCAGGCGCCCGCCACGGUGACCGGGCGUCUCAGGCGGUCCCCGAUUCGGGCGCCGCCACUCCAAACCGAGGACUCCGGCGACACGACUGCCGACAGCUUUGUCCGCUUGGUCUCUCUGCGUCUGGCGGUGGACGACGACCAGCCAUACACUUCGCUAGGUGGCGUUGGCAGUCAGGAGUCCUCGACUCCACGUGAAGUGUUUGUGCGCUACCAUGACGUCGAUGGUGUCCUAGAUUUUCUCAUCCUGCGCAGCGUCUUUGACGAGGCCAUUACCCGCAACUGGAUUGCUGGUGAUGUCUUCAUUUGCCCCGUGGACGAUAUCUGGUGGCGUGGACGUGUCCUUCAGGACUCAUCUUCCUUGUCUGACUCCACUUCAUCUGCCUUUGACCCGUGGCUUUCGGUUCGGGUUCGAUGGUUGGAGAAUUGGGAGACCGGAAGCACCGAUGAACCUCUCCUGCCCUCUUCGUUUUCUGGUGACCUUGUUGAAACUGUCGAGGAGUGGGAUCGUGCGAGGACCGAUGCCAACGUAGUCACCUACUCAGAUCGCCUCAGCCCCUGGGACAUGCACCCCUGGGACGCCAGACUACCUAUCUCCGACGGCCCAACUUCGACACUUUCUGCCUCGUAUAUGCACAGCGCGGAGGUCCGCAUCCCUGUGCACCGUUUGACCCGCCUCUUUGGGUCUCGGGGAGCGCAGUCGCUGGUGGCGUCGAAUCCUGGGCCCUCAACAUCGACCGCCCAACCUCCCACCUUCGGCGACGUGAUUGAGCAAAUGAAAGUGGUCCUAGACAAGCUCAUGUCCCUGAACGCUGCUUCUGCCUUCAAUUGGCCCGUCGACUUGGCGGCGUUCCCCAACUACAUCGUCGUUAAUCCUCACCUCGUUGACCUUCUCUUUAUCCGUCAUCGUCUUGAAAAUCUCUUCUACAGACAAUCAGAUGCAAUUCUCUUCGACAUCGAGCAGAUCUACGCGAACGCGGUGCGCUACAACGAGCCCCAAAGCCUCAUAGUCCACCAGGCCCAGCUGAUCACGUCGCUGGCCCUCCAAGCCAUGAGCUCCCCAAGCUUAACGUGGGAAAAGUUACUCGAGUACUACAUUGCGGCAGUGCGCUUGAACCCGCAGCUGGAUCCCACCAUUGACGUCUCUCAGAAUUCUUCCUCCUCAACCGUUCCCGCAAUGGAGGAUUUGGAGGUUGGCCUAGGCAGUGACAGCCCUAGGUCUCCCACGUUGAAACGUCUGCGACCCCUCGACCUCCCCAUCUCGGUUUCCUCGCCGAAGCGCGAUUCCCUCGUCGACGUGGAGCCCCGGCGCAGUGGCGAGUCGUACUGCCUUCGGUCGCUUGCACUGCCUCCGCCACUGCAGCCCCCAGUCUCGGACGACGACGACAACGACAACGCCGAUGACUCCCUGAACUGGCGAAAAGUCUGCGAAAAACUCCUCGACGAGCUGUUAAGGCACCGUCGCAGUUUAUUCUUCCGUGAACCCGUUAACGUCGACCAAUAUACCAACUAUGCAGAAAUUAUUGAAAACCCCAUGGACUUGGCCUCCGUCCAAAGUCGCCUCAGACCGCAUCCCAGGCAGGCCAACGCCAAUUUGUACACAAGUCCUCGUCAGUUUCUUCAGGACCUUGAGUUGAUCGUUAGCAACUCUCUCCUUUUCAAUAGCAAUGUCGACGCUCAGGUAAAAUUGCCACCACCUAGUUCAACUUACCCCUCUCCCGUUUACUCUGACACACGGUGGCUGUCAAGAUGGAUAACUAAAGUGGCUACCAGGCGUCUUGCUCUGUUUCUUGGCAACGAAUCUCCUCCGGCCGGUCCCUCCACUCAGCCUUCGGUUGGGGCAGAUGUAAGACGACGAAGAAUGCGGCGAUUACGGCACCCUUCUCGUGCUCCGUCGAGUUACGUGCCUCGUUUCAGCCGAUCUCUACGGAGCAGCAGCGAAGCUGUUCGGUCACGUCCUGCUGAACCACAUGGUUGGGAGCACGGCGCAAGGCGCACCAGCGGUGGUGAAGCCCCUCAGCCAGGCCGUCGGACUUUAAGGGCUCAAGCCUCGGGGCUCGUGGUCAGCUCUGGUGACAGUGCUGCCACUCUGCCCAACUAUGCAACUUCUGCUUUACCAACCAGGACUAGUUCGCUGGCCUCUCGUCGACCACGCCGUAAACGAAUUUUACGGCUUUCGGCUCGAGAGGGACAGAGAAAUGCAGGUGCUGUAGGGGGGCCGAGGAGGAGCACCAGAAGACGCUCACAUCACCAGCAAACUACUUCACGACCUCGGCGCUCUGCUGCUUCUGCUGUUCGACAUUACUUUGAGAAUGAGAUGGUUAAUGAAUCUGAUCAAGAUGAAGAAAAUGAGGAGCAAUAUUCCAGCUAG